Fundulus heteroclitus (mummichog) is the source of this 3643-nucleotide messenger RNA. It is a transcript of the gene slc35a2, whose product is annotated as solute carrier family 35 member 2. Gene Ontology annotation, molecular function: UDP-galactose transmembrane transporter activity. Gene Ontology annotation, cellular component: Golgi membrane. NCBI's taxonomy places the organism in Eukaryota, Metazoa, Chordata, Actinopteri, Cyprinodontiformes, Fundulidae. Gene Ontology annotation, biological process: pyrimidine nucleotide-sugar transmembrane transport. The transcript has 6 exons. The record is from RefSeq and is a predicted model, not a curated record. The coding region runs from base 276 to 1406 and encodes 376 amino acids.
ACAUUCCCAUCUUCGCCGCUGUAGUCCAGCGGACUUCCGGGACAGCUCAGCGCUUCCACGCAGCAGGUUCCCCCCGCGGUCCUGCUCCUCAGCUCCCGCCAGUUCUACCAGGCAGGUCCUCUGCCGCCUGCUUCCAGAACCAGAACCAGAACCAGCCGAGAGUCGGAGCGCUGACCGGUUCGGUACCGACAGAGGUGUUUAGCCGGGAGGCUAGCGGGGCUAGCUGUGUAGCCAGCGGGCUGAAGGUUUGGUCCGGACGGGGCAGAGAGCGCAGCAUGGCGGCUGGGAGCAGCACCGGUACCGGGGAGGUUCCGACCCGGAGUCAGACUGAAGCCAACAGGAAGUUGAAGUACAUCAGCCUGGCGAUCCUGGUGGUCCAGAACGCAUCGCUCAUCCUCAGCAUCCGUUAUGUCCGCACGCUGCCGGGGGACCGCUUCUUCACCACGUCGGCCGUGGUCAUGGCGGAGGUCCUGAAGGUGACCACCUGUCUGCUCAUCAUCCUGCUGCAGAAGAGAUUCAACGUCAAGGAGACCGCCUGCUUCCUUCUGGACUCCGUCGUCUUUCAGUACAAAGACACCCUGAAGCUGGCCGUGCCGUCGCUCAUCUACACGCUGCAGAACAACCUGCAGUACGUGGCCAUCUCCAACCUGCCAGCAGCCACCUUCCAGGUGACCUACCAGCUGAAGAUCCUCACCACGGCGCUGUUCAGCGUCCUCAUGCUCAGGAAGUCUCUGUCCAGAGUCCAGUGGGUUUCUCUGCUGCUGCUCUUCGCCGGAGUCGCCAUCGUCCAGGUGCAGCAGGAGGGGAACAAGGAGGCGGCGGUGGCGGACGGCUCCUCCCAGAACUACUCGGUGGGCGUGGUGGCGGUGGUGGUCAGCUGCCUGUCGUCGGGCUUCGCCGGCGUUUACUUUGAGCGGAUCCUGAAGGGCAGCGCGGCGUCGGUGUGGAUGAGGAACGUGCAGCUGGGGGUCUUCGGCACGGCGCUGGGGCUGCUGGGCAUGUGGUGGAACGACGGCGGCGCCGUGGCGCGGCGCGGCUUCCUGUUCGGCUACACGGGCAUGGUGUGGUGCGUGAUCCUGAACCAGGCGUUCGGCGGGCUGCUGGUGGCGGUGGUGGUGAAGUACGCCGACAACAUCCUGAAGGGCUUCGCCACGUCCUUCUCCAUCAUCGUGUCCACCGUCAUGUCCGUCUACCUGUUCUCCUUCCACGUGGACCUGCUCUUCACGGCGGGGGCGGGGCUGGUCAUCGGCGCCGUCUACAUGUACAGCCUGCCCAAGGCGCCCGGCGCCGCCCUCCCCCCCGGCGCCGCCUCUUCCUCGCCGGCCCCGCAGACGCUGAGGACGGAGGGGAGCGGCCAAAUGGAGGCGUUUCUGCCAAAAGCUCCUGCCGCCAGCGACACAGACUAAUUGCUGGAAGCGGAGGAGGAAGGAGCUGCGGCGCCCCCUGCUGUUCUCUCUGCCUUACAGCUCUCUGCUAGCUAACGGCUAACGUUAGCUCUGGAGGGUCUCUGGUGGCGUUUGGGCUCGGUGCCUUUCUCUCUCAGCUGAACAGAAGCCAUACGCUGGUUCUGAGCUCGGACCGGACCAUCGGGGGGGUUCUGCUGCUCAUUGGUGUCUGAAUGGUCGUGUUUCCCUCUUUUGUCUCCACCUGGACUCUGACACACCUGGAGGAUUUAAACUUUAACCUCAGUUCUGGAUGAACGCCUGAAAUCAUUAAAAUCUGUUCAAAGGUUCCUAAAAGGCAAAGUUGCUCUGAUUGUUCUGCUAGCGCCAUCGUCCUGAUAGAACCGGUCCAUCUGUGGUACUGGGCGGGGCCAGCUGCUUGGCCACACCCCCUGCUCAAUGUUAGCCCCGCCCACCUCCCAGACAGCUGCUCCCCCUGCUGGCAGACGCUGGUAUGACCGCCCUACAGUCCUGCUCUGCGGUCCAGGCGGGUUCUGAAGGAGACGGUUCGGUUCUGAAGGGAUCAGGCAGCUGAUCACCGCCGUCUGCUGGACAAAGGAGAAAAAUCCUGAAACGGAACCAGGAGAACAUCAGGGUUCCUUUAUCCCUCCAUGUUUGGAACAAAAUCUGAUUAAUACCAAUUAUAAUGAAUGUAAAUAACGGUUCUGACAUUUCCCAGAGGUCACAGCGAGCAGAACCGCAGUGAAAGCUCCCAGAUGGACCGGGUCAUUAAAGAACCUUUGAACAGAUUUAAUGCUUCUUUAAUUCUCACAUUAGGAGCUGGAAUAACUUUCAGGGCCCUGAUUGGACUCCUCCAAACCUCUCCAUCCAGUCAGAGGUUCUAAUCCACGGCCAAAGGUCCAGUUGGGUUUGGUUCUGACUGUCUGGGGUUAGCCUCUGAGGUCCGGUCCAUGUGGAGACAGAAAACCCGGAUGAUCAGAACCGCAGAGCGGUGAAGGUCUUCAUGGAAGUGAGGAGGGUCAGGCUUUAUCAGAACCAGCAGGUCCAUUCAGGCGUAUCAUGUUAAUGAGAUCAUUUAGGGUUCUGGUCGGUGAAGAGGUUUGAUUUGGGUUAUCAGGGUUUUAGUUGGUUCAGAUUUUGAGGUAUUCUUUAUUUGGUGGUUUCUCAGAAAGUCGUUUUUUUUAUUUUAUCGUCUUUAAAGCGAGGCUUCAGUUUUCCAGAAGCCUCUGACGUGGUUUAAGGUGCUGAACAUGAUCUGAAGUAGUUGGACCUCCAGGAUCUGAAGAUGGUUCCUCUCUAAGCGCUUGAUUUCCGGUUCUGUCGUCCUCUUUGGGUUCUGAGUUUGUUUUUUCAGCAACGUUCAGAAUAAUCCUCCUGGUUUGUGGCGACAGCGUUGGCAGCCUGCUGCCGCCUUAGUGGGAAUAAAUCAGAAUUACUCUGGUAAACUGGGACAGAAGCAGGUCUGAGCUCGUUGCUCCGGCUUCAUCAGAACCUGAUGGUGUUGGGUCCGUUUGGGCCGGUCUGGGUUUGGGUCUUUCCUUUCCGCCACUUUUCUGCAUGAGGACCAAAUGAUAUCAGGGAGCUGAACAGUUUAUCAGUUUAUAUCAAACAUUUUCCAUUAAAACCUUUUUUAUUCACCCAAAAUGAAAUGCCAAAAAUGAUCCUAAAACGUCUUUUCUUUUGUCUGAAUGUUUAUUAUAACUUUUUCAUCACCAUUAAGUUAUUAAUGUUAAAUUAAUGUAAAAAAAAAAUUCUUCCUCAAAGGAAAUGAAUAAAUGAACACAAAUAUAUAAAAUGACAUGUAGAUUGUAGGUAAAUAUUGUUUCUGUUGAUAAUUUAUCUUUUGAAUUAUCUGUUCUGACACAUUUUUAUCUCUUUUUUUUUUUUGUAAAAGUUUUUCUUUGUUUUUGUUUUGGAAAAAUAAAAGAUAUAUGACGGAAAAGAAGCUAAAGCAUAACUUGUUGCUGUCAAUAAGCUGAAUAUUUUGUUUACACUUUGAAGUUUAAAUAUUUGAAGAGCAGAAAAUAUGUUUCACUUUUGUUGAUGGACUCUUGAUAACUUCUUCUGAACAUGAUGCAGUUUGUGUUUGGGUCGCCUGCAGCGCCCCCUGCUGGUAGAACUGUCCUGGUUCUGGUUCCUCUCUGUUUGGGCCGUUUGUUCGGCUGACUGCGUUGAUUGUGUCCCAGUUUGUGGGUUUGUAAAAACUUCUUUUGGUAAAGUUUACUACAACAAACACUAAA